AUGGCUGAUCCAUUAUCAAUCUCGGCAAGUAUUGCCGGGGUUGUUACAUUGGUUGAUGUUGUCUUCAUCCGUUUGAUGAAAUAUGUUAGAUCCGCAAAGAAUGCUGUCAAAGAGACUGAAGCUCUUGCGAGGGAGAUUAACAUGUUGGGUGGCGCUUUAAAUAGCCUAUCUAGAUUGGCGAGAAGCUUUGAUGAUGAGCCAUCUUCCAACAAAUUGUUUCGAAUGUAUCAUAUUGACGCGUGUAAUGAUAUAUUGAUGGAAAUCGAUAAGAAACUGAAGAAGCCUGAUGAUAACUCUCUUAAGAAGAAAGUCAUAUGGCCGCUCACUUCAAUACGGGUGAAAGAGAUGCUCGAUGACUUAUCCCGACACAAGCAAAGCGUCGAUCUCGCCCUAGCAGCCAAUUCAAUGGACCUCCUCUUACGCUCCUUAGCUCGGGAGCGGGACCUUCAGGCAACUUCAUUAGAAACCCUUAAUGAAAUUAAAAAAACUCGGGAAGUUACAAGUCGCAUCCGUCGAGACCAGGAGCGUGAAAAAAUACUGAGUUUUUUCCUCGAGUGUAAUCCACAGCAGAAUUACGAUAUGAGUCUUAAAUUACGACAUCCAAGAACAGGAUUAUGGCUACUACGGACACCACAGUUUCAGACUUGGCUCUCGGAGGAAAGUGGGAGGCUAUGGCUGACGGGAAUCCCCGGCGCGGGAAAGACAGUCCUUGCGGGCACUAUCAUUGAAGCCGCUCUAGCACAAUGCGACGACACCAUCGCAGCUGGGUUUUUCUUUUGUGACUACAAGGUCGAAAUGACCCACAUACCGACAAAUAUUCUCGGUGCAUUGGCUUACCAGAUAGCUAUCCAGAAAGAAGAAACAUAUGCAAUUCUAGAGCGAUACUUCACCGAUCUACAUCCCACUCGUGGCCUACCCCGCGAUCCCGAUAUGGUGAAACUAUAUGACCGUGUCUUCUUCGUGGUGGAUGGAAUUGAUGAAUGUGGGAAAUAUGUCGAGAAUGUCCUUGAGACACUUUGUUCCGUGUCCGAAGACUCUGAUAACAUUUCAAUGGCUCUGUUGAGCCACGAUUUUGUCUGCGAGCGAGUCGCAGCCCAUACGGAAGAUAUCACGGAAUACGUGACCGCGGAGAUUGAAGAGCGCAUACGAACUAAAAGGCUUCGCGUUGAUGAUCUCGAACUAAAGGGCGAGAUCGUGCAUGGCCUGAUAGACGGUGCCGCCGGGAUGUUCCGGUGGGUGGCCUGCCAACUAGAUCAUCUCCAAGAUUGCACGUCCGACAAAGAGUGUCGUGACGCUCUGAAGAAGCUACCUCCUACCCUUAACGACACGUAUUUGCGCAUAUUGGGGCGGAUUCCACCGAACAAAAUGAAGAUCGUUGAACUCGCAUUAAACUUCAUCGCUUUUACAUGGCCAAGACUCAGCAUACAACGGCUUAGGGAGAUCUUAUCCAUCCCGGAGAACGGAAGAUUUCUGGAAACCAGCGGUAUCAUACGCGAAAGCGCAAUCCAAAGAUUAUGCAGCAGCUUCAUAAGGAAGUCAAAUGACGAAGACUACUUCGAGUUCGCGCACUUCUCCGUCCAGGAAUUCCUUCAGAAUGAUUCCUUGCUCGACGGCCAGUUCAAGCAAUUCCUGGUUUCGGAAUCGCGUUGUAAUGUGCUCAUGGCAAUUCACUGCCUGAACUAUCUACAACUCAAAAAUUUUGAUCAUCACCUCGUCGCUGCAUGGAGGGAGAUAGAUUACAUGAAUGAUAGGAACAUUAAACACCCAUUAUACCAAUAUGCUACUUAUUAUUGGCCCAUAUACGCAAGAUAUGAGUGGUCCAACGAAGAAUUAUUUGAAUCUGCAAUUGAGUUAUUCGACCAUAGAAAGACAAAUACGUUCAUUUCGUGGAUCGUCCAAUUCUUAGUAGAGUGCGAGGGUUAUCAAUAUGACUAUGAAAAUAACUACACAACAAUCGAAAAGAUUCUCAGCCCGGAGUUCACUACACUGCAUGUAGCAUGUUCACUAGUACUUCCGGCUGUUUGUUCUGUUUUACUAGAACGCAACAUGGACACGGCAAAACAAAGUCCUUUUGGAACACCGGUUCAGUGCGCAAUACACCCAUUUACCUUAUUCAGAGACACUUGUGAUUAUGAGACCUCGGAUUUUUACAGGCAUCUUAUGCCAUGUUUCGGAACAGGACGAUCCACUGAAUGCGCGACACAAACCAUUGAAUAUAGUGGUGAUUUUUCCGUGAUCACAUUAUUAUUAUCUCAGGGCGCUCCCUUGGACGAGCGUGAUGUAGGGGUUUUGUCAUCGGGUGACAAUCGUGAAAACCUAAGUCAUCUAGUGCACGGAAGGCAAAGUUUCAAGAGAUUUAUGCAGGUUUUAAACUUGAUGAUAGAUCAAUCUCAUUUCCAUCGAAAAGUCUAUUUGCUGUGGUGGGAAGUGGCGGUUCGUCAUCGUUCGAGCUUUGUGCUUGAUCCAGAUUUCGUCAACCCAAAAAUUUCUCUUUCCUCCGAUGUACAAGAACAACGCCUUAUUUCCGCCGUUCGGGUGGGCGAUAUGAAUAUGUUUGCGCAGAUACAAAAUGUCUCCUGUUUCAGUCUACCUGAUAUUUUGGAUCCCGGUGGCAAACGGCUACUACAUAUGGCCUUAGAAGACUGCGCAAAUAUUGAUAAAUGUCUGGCAAUAGUUAACUUACUUCUUAAGGAAGGCUGUUCUUUAUUUGAUACUGACAAAAAUGGACAUUUGCCUAUACAUUCUUGGUUCCUCCGGUAUAAUUUGAAGGAUAAUAACUACGAUUAUGAGCCUUUGGCGAAGUUUCUGAUCGACAAUGGAAUGACGGCUACCUUCCAAGGUUCCAAUGGCCGAAAUUUGUUACACUCGAAAUUCCUGAGCUCUCAAUGUCUAUCAGCCUUUUUACGGUGUGAAGAGAAAUCAAACGUCGAAUAUGCACUGCGCAUGGUAGAUAACGAGGGAUACACGCCAUUGUCUAGAGCAUUAAAGGAGCACUGGGGAACGUCGGCAUCUAUACUCUUCGAAUGGGGGGAGAAGGACCCGGAAACGUGGCAAAGCCCAAUCCCAACGCUCCUACUAGCUGUCGAUGCAACUUGUGAAGACGUAUUUCGAGGAAUUUAUAACGCAGGGGCAGCCUUAGAAACGACUGGCAAUGGAUACUUGACACCACUUCAUUAUGUCUCCCCUGAUAAUUCUCUCGAAUUCGUUAAUUACCUCAAAUCGCUAUAUCCCAAUGCGUGCAAUAUCCGCAUAGACGGAAAACUCCCCAUAGAUACAUGUUUAGAGAAGUUAUCUGAAGGGAGUUACGGGUUUCAACGGUUUCGACAUAAGGAAGUUAUCAAAACCCUCUACCCAGUCAGAUUACAAGACGACGAGAAAGGGCGGAUAUGGGAACAGUUUACGAAGCUACUAAACCUUAAAACAAUGUUUCAGCUUUACUUGAAUGAAGUAGUGAUGGAACUUAUUCGGCUAGGAUGCUUGAAGUCAUAUGAAUCCUCUUUUCAAAAACCAGCACUUCUUUCAUUACUAAAAUUCGACGAAGGGAAACUCCAGGGCCUUCGUGAUAUUUGGCUGACGUCAAACACCAUUUGCGGUAUCGUAUAUUAUACGAACCAAUGGACCAAAAUUCAGUCCUCGCCAUUGAUCGUGCGGCUACUAAAGGCGGCUGUUGUUUCCGAAGAUACUAAUUUAAUAAAGCUUCUCCUUGGCAAGGGCGUUGAUGUCCAUCGUAUAGUAGAGGGGAUGUCAGCCUUGGAAAUAAGCUGCCAAUCAACAUUAGAAAUGUUUCAACUUCUCCUAGACUACGUAGAUGGGGGACGCUUAGACGACGUCAGCCCAACUCCUCCAGGAUUAGGGCUUCUGCACCGUCUUGCUAUCCCUAACGGGGCUGAAAAGGUCACCACACUAUUGCGAAGAGGUGCAAACCCCAAUCUUCGCCUUGGGGCUUUCCCAGGCCUGCCAGCCAUAACGUAUCAUUUAAAGAAGUCCCGGUUCUCUUCCUCUAUUACUUUGCUGGAACAUGGCGCCGACCCGACAAAACUCGACGAAUGGGGUUUCGACGCGUGCCUCAUGGCCGCGUGGAAAGGCGCUGUAGCUUUUCUUAAAACGGUUUUUGAAACAGAAACGACGUCGUGGCGAUCAAGAUGGAAAAGACGUGCCGACUUCAGGGUUCGUAUAGGAUCGUCAAAUGUCACUAUUUUAGGAUGCAGCGCUCUACAUUUCGCUUCAUUUUCAGGGAACAUUGACUGUUUGAAGUUUUACAUCGACCGCAACAUCCUCUCUGAUGUCAACAUAACUUCUGCCAACAUGUUCACUCCUCUACAUUGCGCUGCAUUGGUCGGAAAUAUUGACGUAAUCAAAUUUCUGCUUGAGAGAGGAGCGAACAUUAACGCCAAAACAGACUACGGUCAAUUAUCGUUACAUCAUGCGGCCAUGAACAGGCAACUUAGCGCUGUUGAAGUACUGAUAGAAUCCGGCAGCCAAAUGGCGAUAGAUAGUUCGGGUAUGAGUCCUUAUCUGUACGCCCUUCAGCUUGGAAACCAGGCUAUCAUUGACUGUUUCCGCGACGAGGAGAAUCAAAUUAGUUCCGGGUUCAAUAGCCGCAAUUGGGGGGGCACUAGGACUCUUUCCAAUAGACAACAGAAAGGGCACGCCAUAGCAUUGGAAAAUGCCGUCGUACACGGUGAUGCUAACCUCUGCGAAAAGUUAUAUCGAGGGGGAUGCCACCUAGACGCCGAUCUUUCCAGUUGCAAUGGAUGCUCCCCUUUACUUCUAGCUAUCCGAUGCCAAAAACCUGAUGUUAUCAAAUGGCUACUUGCGAACGGAGCGUCAACCUUAAAGCCGAAAUGCAAAGAGUGCGGAGACGGCGGCCCUCUCGACGGAUUAUUAAAACACACUGCCCUGAACGACGUUCUGGGGAUUGUCUUGGAGAAAUACUUGAGUGAUGGGGGCAGCUUAAUGGGCGAGACGUUUAACCCAGUAAUUGAGGCAGUCAAGAAUAACAAUAUUGGGGGGCUAAUAAUUUUAUUUGGGCAUAUAGAGCAGAACGCCUGGCAUUACGCAAAUAAGGCGGGAUGUCAAUGGACGAAAAUAGUCUCAAUACUCAGCAACCGGCCCUGGAAUAUGGAGAAUCAGAGAGGCUCGCCGUCGCUGCAUUUAGCGGUGGAAUACGGGUAUGUUGAAAUGAUUGAAUGUCUUAUCGAGGAUAAUGCGCAUUUAAAUGCUAGUGAUUACAGUUUACAAACGCCAUUGCACAUAGCCGCAUAUUCAGAUGGAACCGAAGCACAGAAAAUAAUCGAGAUUUUGAUACGCCACGGGGCUGAACUAGAAUUGAGAGAUGAUUGGGGAUGGACACCGUUAAUGAGAGCCACCUUUAACGGCCGUCAAGACAUAUUCGAAACUCUAUUAAACGCAGGCGCCGACCCGCAUACCGUAGAUUACGAAUCGACAAGUGUGGCUCAUAUAUCGGCCCAAUAUGCUCCUGGAUCUGUGGGAAUACUCGCUAGCCUCAUAAGUUGUGGGAUCAACAUUCAUAAUAAGGAUACUAGUGGGCGUUCGAUUCUCCAGCUUGCUAUGUGCCACAAUCAAUUUAUGACGCUCGUCCUAAACGGUAAUUACAACGUCCAAGAAGCGGCACCAUUUUCUUGGAGCACAUCCCAAGCCUUAACGGUCCCGUCGUGGCUCACAGAUACAUUUAAAAGGGUUCGAAGGCGAAUCUCCUCCGAUGAUCUGCGGAGGAUUGCGAAUACUGAACCUGAAGGUUCCUGGAGUCCUCUGUGCAUUGCUGCAUCUCUGGGAAAGUUCAAAAUGAUGGAAAAUCUUAUUGUUCUCGAUGCAGAUUUAGAAUUCGAGGGCUGUCCAGAUGGAACCGCUCUUAUGGUUGCAUGUCGUAGCGGAAGACUAGAAUCGGUCAUCUUCUUAGUACGUCGUGGAGCCGCUCUAUCGUACCAUAGCCCUAAAGGGUUUCGAACCGCGUUCGACAAAAGAAAAACCUCAAAGCGUAUUCUCGAGUGGCUCCUAGUCACUAGGUUCACCGGCCAGCCUAAGAUCAAGGAGACCCCACAUGGAAAUACGUCAAUAGAAUCACUCGUACCGCAUCCUUGGAGUGGUAUUAUGAAGGCUGAAUUGGUCAUCAGUGGGGAUCUUGAGAGGCGCUCUGACCAGUCAUCAAAAGAUUAUUGGGUAUACUUGAUGGAAGAGAAAAAGAAAUGGAGAGGGAAGGUUGUUCCGGCCGCUGAUAAGCGCAGGACGAUUCGCCCAUUGAAGUUAAUUCCGAAAGAGCGUGUUCGUAUACACCCAGAUGGCUAUGAAGUUCCUAGAACAGCAGACUCUCUCAAUACCACACACAGAUGGAAUUCCUGGAGCAUAGCGCCUUUCAUCAAUCUGGGUUAG
Messenger RNA from Hypoxylon trugodes, 6390 nucleotides. RefSeq names its product ankyrin. The record is from RefSeq and is a predicted model, not a curated record. The transcript is spliced from 6 exons. Gene Ontology annotation, molecular function: protein binding. Bases 1 to 6390 code for a protein of 2129 amino acids. Lineage: Eukaryota; Fungi; Ascomycota; Sordariomycetes; Xylariales; Hypoxylaceae.